Salmo salar (Atlantic salmon) is the source of this 14113-nucleotide messenger RNA. Its product is annotated as homeobox protein cut-like 1. NCBI's taxonomy places the organism in Eukaryota, Metazoa, Chordata, Actinopteri, Salmoniformes, Salmonidae. The record is from RefSeq and is a predicted model, not a curated record. Gene Ontology annotation, cellular component: nucleus. Gene Ontology annotation, biological process: regulation of transcription by RNA polymerase II. Gene Ontology annotation, molecular function: DNA-binding transcription factor activity, RNA polymerase II-specific; RNA polymerase II transcription regulatory region sequence-specific DNA binding.
UCCAGCCCCUCGCGCUCUCUCUAUCAGCCUCUCACUCAGUCUCAAUAUGUCUCAAGAUGGCGGCCAAUGCGGGAUCGAUGUUUCAAUAUUGGAAGCGCUUAGAUUUACAGCAGCUGCAGAGAGAACUGAAUGCCACAGCCACAGCCCUGGCCAACAGACAAGAUGAGAGCGAGCAGUCCAGGAAAAAGCUAAUCGACCAGAGCCGCGAGUUCAAGAAAAACACACCAGAGGAUCUGCGAAAGCAGGUAGCUCCAUUGCUAAAGGGCUUCCAAGCAGAGAUCGACGCAGUGAGUAAAAGAAGUAAGGAGUCAGAGGCUGCCUUCCUAAACGUGUACAAGAGAUUCAUCGAUGUCCCAGACCCUGUGUCGGCCCUGGAGACUGCCCAGCAGCUACAGCUGAAGGUCCAGAGGAUGCACGACAUCGAGACGGAGAACCAGAAGCUCCGCGAGACGCUGGAGGGCUACACCCAGGAGAUCGCUGAGGUCAAGAACCACGAGGUCACAAUUAAAGCACUUAAGGAGAAGAUAGAGGAGUAUGAAGAGACCCUGAGUAAACAGGCCAAGGAGCUGGGCCAGGAGGAGAGGAGAGGGGGAGAAAAGGAGGCGAAAGAGGGGCAGCUUCACAACGACCAUGCAGAGGAGGAGAGUCAACAACAGGAAAACCAGGAGUCUGUGGUGUCAAAGCUGGAGGAGGCAAACCAUAAGGCCCAGUCCCUACAGACAGCACUUGAAGCAACUCAGACAGAGCUUUUGGAACUGAAGAGCAAGUAUGACGAAGAGUCGACAGCAAAGGCCGAUGAGAUUGAAGUGGUGAUGUCAGACCUGAAGAGAGCCAAUCAGAGAGCUGAGGAAGCGGAGAGAGAAGCAGAGGCUCUUCGGGAACAGCUGUCGUCCGCCAACAAGUCCCUCCAGCUUGCCACACAGAUCCAAAAGGCCCCUGACAUGGAGCAGGCCCUGGAGGUUCUGUCGCGCUCCAGUCUGGAGGUGGAGCUGAGUGCCAAGGAGCGGGAGGUGCUGCAGCUAGCCGAGGAUGUGCAGAGACUGCAGGCUAGCUUGGCCAACAUCCGGGAGAAUUCUGCCUCGCAGAUAAGCCAGCUGGAGCAGCAGCUCAGCACCAAGGAGAGCUUACUCAAGCAACUGGAGGAGAAACUGCGAGAGCAGGCAGACUACGAAGCCAUCAAGAAAGAGCUCAGUAUCCUAAAGUCCAUGGAGUUUGGCUCUUCAAACUUCUCCUCAGCACAGGACUCUAAGAAGCCUCUGGAGAUGUUGUUGAAGAGUCGAGGCCUGCAGUCUGAGAGCUCCUCCCUGCGCCUAAACAACAGUGAGCUGAGUGGUGUGAGGGAGCGAAAGGUCAAAGACUCACCAGAGGGUCAACAGCGUCUUCCUGCCACGCCCAUGGGCACCAACUUGCAGGGCUCCCCUCCCCCUCCCUCCUCUCAACUCCUCCUGCGCACUGGCUCAGGUGGUUCCUCCGACACCACCCCUGUCACCACCGCCAAUGGCACGCACCACUUCUCGCCCACGGGCGGCGGGCUUGGCGGGCAGGACUUCUUCAGCCCCUCCUCGCUGGCGUCGGCAGGCACCGCUUUCCCCCUGGCGGGCAAAGUGUCGCUCAAUUCCCUGCUACAGCGCCAGCUCAUGCAGACCUUCUACUCCAAAGCCCUGCAGGACUCAGUGUCUGGCCAGGCCCUGCUCUUCUCCCCUGCCCACUACCCAACCCCUAACUCCCUCUCAGCCAGCCCUCUGCCACCCCAUCAGUCAUUGCAGUCGCAAUCCCAGCAUCCGUCAGCGGGCAGCCCAGACGUUAAUGGCCUAGCCCCCUCGCCCAGCCAGUCAGAGGGUGCAGGGAGUGUCUCGGAAGGUGAAGACAUGGACACAUCUGAGAUAGCGCGUCAGGUCAAGGAGCAGCUGAUCAAGCACAACAUUGGGCAGAGGAUCUUCGGCCACUACGUGCUGGGGUUGUCCCAGGGUUCGGUCAGUGAGAUACUGGCUAGGCCCAAGCCCUGGAGCAAGCUGACCAUCAGGGGCAAGGAGCCCUUCCACAAGAUGAGGCAGUUCCUAUCUGACGAGCAGAACAUCUUGGCACUGCGCAGCAUCCAGGGGAGGCAGAGAGAGAACCCAGGCCAGAACCUGAACAGAGUGUUUCAGGAGGUUCCGAAGCGAAGAACCGGCUCCGAAGGCUCCUCGAGGGCAGGUAACAUCACCACGCGGAUCCGUACUCCGGAGAGUGGGUCAGACGAGGCCAUCAAGUCCAUCCUGGAGCAGGCCAAGAGAGAGCUGCAGGUCCAGAAGGCUGAUGGUGUGGACAACAGACAGCGACGACAGACAGGUUACCCCCGAGGCAUGGGCAACUAUUUCGCAAAAUAUGCACAAAGUCUCAGACUCGUCUCUCUCCCUGCAGUGGACUCGUCUCAGACCCCUCCCUCGUCCAGCAUUGGUGGGGGUGGUAGUAUCGGCUCAGGUGGAUCCUCCAGCUCAGACGAGACCAUCCGCUCCAUCCUAGAGCAGGCAAGGAGGGAGAUGGAGGCCCAGCAGGCCGCCCUGGAGCCCAUCCUCAAGCCCUCCUCCAUGGGCCCCUCUGACCUGGCCCUGCUCUCUCCUAAACUCCUGGGCGCUUCCACUCUCCCGGCCUCCUACUCACCCCUGGCCCUCUCCCUCAAGAAGCCCUCCAUCCCGCCAUCCUCCUCGCCCUCCUCCCUCCUGGACUUCCACUCUGCCAUGGUGAAGGAGGCAGGAACGGUGGUGGUGGGAGAAGGCGGGGGAGGAGGAGGGUCUCUAAUGGACGGAGGGACCAAGCAGGGGCGGGGCUCCUGGAGGGACCAAUGGUGGAAUAGUAUGCACCCCGGGGGGCGGGGAGUCACGUCUAGCAUGAACGACGACGCGCGGAGUCAGGAGGACAGCAAGGAGAAGCCUCCCCGGCUGGCCGGCUCGUCCUCGGCGCUGGCCCCCUUCUCCUCCUCCGUCUCCAUCUCCUCCCCGGACUGCUGGAAGGACUGGCCCCGGGCCGAGUCCCCAUACUCCCAGGCUGACUCCGAGCCCGGCGGAGGCACCAACACCCAGGGGCCCAGCCGCGCCAACACCCCCCAGAGCAGCCCCUCUCCCCUGCCCCUGUCCUUGAGCCUGGGGCCCCUGGGUUCCCUGUUGACACCCGCAGCCAAACCAGUCAAGCCGGUGGUGGCGCCGCUCACGCCUGAGCAGUACGAGGUCUACAUGUACCAGGAGGUGGACACGGCCGAGCUCACGCAGCAGGUCAAGGACAAGCUGGCCAAGAACGGCAUCUGCCAGCGCAUCUUUGGAGAGAAGGUGCUGGGCCUAUCUCAGGGUAGUGUUAGUGACAUGCUGUCCAGGCCCAAGCCCUGGAGUAAGCUGACCCAGAAGGGCCGGGAGCCCUUUAUCCGUAUGCAGCUGUGGCUCAAUGGAGAGCUGGGCCAGAACGUCCUGCCCUUACAGGGCCAGCCACAAGAGAACACCCCAAAGACCUCAGCCAGCUGCAGCCCAGCACCGGAGUCACCCCUCAGCUCGGCCGAGGAGUCAGUGAAGAGCUUGGGGGAGCAGGUGGGAGGAGAGGGAUGUGGGGGUGGAGGAGGGUUGUCCCAGUUCCCCCCCAGGGAACCCAGCGAGCCCUCUGAGUCCCAGCCCGGCACACCGCUGCCCGUCCCCGGUCACUCAGGUCUCAGCAUCCAGGAGAUGGUGGCCAUGUCCCCGGAGCUGGACACCUACGUCAUCACCAAGAAGGUUAAGGAGGUGCUGACGGAUAACAACCUCGGUCAGCGUCUAUUUGGGGAGACCAUCUUGGGUCUGACCCAGGGCUCGGUGUCUGACCUGCUGGCGAGGCCCAAGCCCUGGCACAAGCUCAGUCUGAAGGGACGUGAGCCCUUCGUCCGCAUGCAGCUCUGGCUUCAGGAUCCACGCAACGUGGAGAAACUCAUGGACAUGAAACGCAUGGAGAAGAAAGCCUACAUGAAGCGGCGCCACAGCUCGGUGAGCGAGAGCCAGACGGCGGACAGUGGGGGCUUGUCGGGGGGAGACUUCAGCCAGGGGGGCAGCCCCCAGCACGGCCUCGGCCACCACCUGCACCAGCAACAGCCCCCCCAGCAGCACCUGAAGAAGGCUCGUGUGGUGCUGGCCCCCGAGGAGAAGGAGGCCCUGAAGAGGGCCUAUCAGCAGAAGCCCUACCCCUCGCCCAAGACCAUUGAGGAGCUGGCGUCACAGCUCAACCUCAAGACUAGCACCGUCAUCAACUGGUUCCACAACUAUAGGUCUCGUAUCCGACGGGAGCUGUUCAUUGAGGAAAUCCAGCGAGGUGAGGGCGGUGAGGGUGUCUCCCCAUCCACCAGAGCGGGCAAGGCCAGCGAGGGCGACAGCUGUGACGGCACCGAGUCGGACGGCACGGUGGAGGGCACACGCCCCGGCCACGAGCACCACCCAGCCUCAGAGGGCGAGUGGGGGUCCGACCACAGGGACGAGGGAACUACCUUGGCCACUGGCAGCACCGCCGCAGGUACCAGCGGCAGCCUGUUCAGCUUCCCCGAGAUCAGCCAUGUUUCCUCUGUGUCCUUGGCUGCUACCGCCGCUGCCCGCAACCCCCGCGACAACAGCCUGCGCAAGAAGAAAGCCGCCAACCUUAAUAAUAUCAUCCACCGUCUGGAGAAGGCCGCAAGUAAAGACGAGCCCCAUGAGUGGGAGUUCUAAUACAGUCCCCCCUGCUCACGCUACCGGGGAAAGUUCCUAUUUUUCUAGAGCCCUAACUGCAUAGUCAAGGCCAAGCCUGGAGCAGUACUGCCAGAGAAGAACUGGUGUCUUUUACGAGUUUUCAUAUCAAAGAGGGUUUCGAGAUGCGAAAUGACAGCAACAUCCUGGUUUUGUUUGUAGAUAAAGCACUUAACAGCCCUGCUGGACACAGGUCCCUAACACCACCGGCCGAAGGUGCGAAUGAGACAAAAAACUUGCGCUACUCACAAAGGAGCUUCACUCCACAGGACGAAAAUGUCACGAGAAGCAAUUCUGUGUGUGUGUGUGUGUGUGUGUGUGUGUGUGUGUGUGUGUGUGUGUGUGUGUGUGUGUGUGUGUGUGUGUGUGUGUGUGUGUGUGUGUGUGUGUGUCUUUCCCUUUGAGAGAUUUAUUCGCCACCUCAAAGUUUUUCUAACCUUUUUCGCUCAGUGAAUUCUCACAACAUCUAGCAGACUAAAUGUUACAAUGUUUUCUCUUUUCUCUGUUUUCUAAGAGGUUCCUCCUAAUAACUCCAUUGCAGCUGUUUGGUAUCUGUAAGGAUCGUCAAACGGAAAGCCAAGCAUUUAAAACAUUUGUGUCUGCAGGAGAGAAGGACCAUGGAGAACCCUUUCCCAAGCAACCUUCUUCUCUGUGCCCCAAAAGUUGCCAUGUAAUGGCUUUGGAACUCUUAAUAUGCUAUGGACUCCAUUGAGAAAGGAAUCAACAUUUUUAUAAAAUUAUUUUUCUCCUCUGAGAAAGAAAAAAAAGUAUUUAGCAAUUUGGUUGCCACUAAGAGAUUGCACAGUCGGUCGACUCUAAACAAUGCUAGUUUCGAUUCCUAAAUACUUGGGAAGGAUAAAAUGAUAAGUGAACAUACGAUUUAUCAGUUGUUGAAAGGAACGAUGAAAAAAGAUUAUCACUUUAAUUCACAAUUUUUCAACGUACAACAUAAAAUGCAACGGUCAUGUAAGGAAAAACGAAAAAUCUGAAAACAUCUUGUGGUAGCUGACUUUUAGUGUUCUUUCUCGUGAGUGAUCUAGAAACUCUUUGAUAAGUAGUGCACAUUUCUUUCAUAGCUUUAACUGACUUUCGGGGACGCCAUUUUGGUGGCACCGGGAGCGUUUGUUUAAUACACUCAAUUUUAGGCCAAAAUCAGGUUUGAGAAUUAAGAAAAAAAGAGAAAAAAAAGAAUUAAAUGUAUACAAGUUAAUGGAGAAAAAAAUAUUUCAGUCUAGAUAUUUUUUAAAACAAAAAGUUACGAACCUGCUUUUUAACCACAAAAACCACACUAUUGAGACCUCAGAACCGGGGCGGGCAGUGGAGCCGAUGGCCGCUGUACUUCACAGGCUGGCCCUAGGACGGGGAGGCUUGCGUUUCAUUGGGUGAAAAAGCCAGGAGAUGCACAGCUCACUUUACUGUAUAUUCCAAGCUUCAGGCUCUUUUGCUCUCAACUCUUUACCUAUGGUUGUAUGUAUAUAUGUACAUUGUCAAAACAAAAGACAGAAAAAGAAAGACAAGAAAUCCCCGUUCCUGUUGCAUGCGGUGCACUAUGAGUCGGUGGAAGAGAUCAACUCUCCUCUGCUUGUGUGUUCCCAUACCGACGAGCUACAGGACUGACCUAGUCAUGGUCGACCUGUCACACGUCCCUCCUUUAUACCCCUCUGAGAAAUAUGCUCCACGGGCUGUCAUGUUGGUUUGCUCAGAGGUCAAGAGGUGAAAUGUACCAGUACUUAGUAGAGAUAUUUCAAGAUACAUUUUUACUUAUUUAAUAACCAAUACCAAAAGUUCUAUCCAAACUACUGUUGAUGUGACAUCCCCCAUCCAAUUUGGUCAUCUCUGUUUUAAAGUCGAGCUGAUUCUUCCACCAGUCUUAAUGUGCUCUCUUCCUUAUAUGAACAGUUUUAUGAUCAAUUCAGGACUGUUACGUAGCAUCUCCAUUCUCCACUGGUCUCAACAAGUCCUCUUACCUUCAGCUGAAACUCUUGGCUUGCCUCGUGAAUAUAUCUCAGAGGUUAAGAUCACUUGACACGGGUCAAUGGAAGAAACAAAGACAUUAAUUUUAUACUCAACCCUCAACCCAUCCUCCCUCUCCCAGACAUGGUAGAACAGUAGAAACCCCCUCGCACACGUCGAUCGCAACCUUCUCCCUUCUCUCCCGUUCCUCCUAUGCCACAAGCUCACAGUGCCUGCCCGCCCACUGCCUCUCCCUCUGUGUUUGAGUGUGUGAGAGCACACGUACGUGUACGCAAGUAGACGUGCACGUGUGUGAUGAUGUAUGCACGUACUGUAGGAAAGGGGUGUAAGGGUGUGAGCGAGGACUAGCUGCCCUGCUCUGCCAUACACACCCCUAAGUGUGUAUGGCUCUGUGCGUGUUUUAUACGUCUUUGAUUUGUACAUGCCUGCACACAUAGAGUGCACAACUGCCACCCUUUCUUUCUUCUAAGCUGUUUUCUAAGUUAUCGCUUAUGGCAUAGCAGACUCACAAAUACAGUAGGUCUCCUUUAUUGCCAUAUAUUAACGACUCACAGUAGAUCACUUCAACAAAGAUUUUUUUGGUAAUUUUUUUUGUUCUACUUAUUUAUAGGGGCUGUAUUUUACAUUUUAAUGUCUUAUUGGAUUUUUGUUUUACAUUAUUAUUAUUAUUAUUAUUGUUGUUGUUAUUAUCGUGUGGGACUAUAAGGGGUCAUGUAAAAAAAAUUAUGUUUUUAGACUGAUAGACUGCCGGCAGUAUUGGGUUAUACGUACGAGAUGUAGUUGUUAUACAUGUAUAUUAGUGAAAUUUGAAUAUGUUUUGACAGUGUCAUUUAUAUGGUUUGAACUCAAUUGAGAGAUCAACCCGAUGAUGUCAUCGAUAGCAUUAUGGUGCAUUCACCUUUCGUGAUGUGUCUGUGCAGUUUUCUUUUCUUCUUUUUAACUUGUAUGUAUUUUCCAUGAAGAUAGAUCACCUCAGCAAGCAUAAUUGAAAUCAGGUUGACUCAUUCUAUUUUGUACAUUUUCCGUGUAUCACUGAACCCAGCACAGGACAGAAGUUGUGGUGGGGCUCGAGAACCAAUAGCAUCUGAAUGUCUGGAACUGCUGUCCUUUGGCAUCACCUCUGAAUCUGGCAUUUUAUUUUUGAAAUGUUCCAGCUUUAUUUGAGAUCAAUAAACUGAGGUACUGAUAGGAUCGCUAUAAAUGGGCUUAGAUCUAGCAAGAGAGUGUGACUGGCAUUUCCUGUUUAUUGGCCUUCAUUUGUAGGACCGGGAGGUUUCCUGUCUCUACAACCUAACCAACAUGUGGCUCUGCACAAGGCUAGGGAUCAGAAAACUGGAGUGAACUAUAAACUGUGAUGCGCUUGCUGAAAUCUAAAACGUUUGUGAAGCUCUUAGUACUACUUACACGGACUAUUCAGAAGAUGUUUAUUUCCGCAGUUAUUAUUUGCUAAAUAUAGGUUUAGUUCCUUAAAACAAAACAAAAACUUAUCAAAUGACAUUUUUAUACGUAACAAUAACACAAACAGGUGUGUAAAGCACAAGCACUACUGACCAACAACCUCUUAAAAAGGGGAAGGCAAUUAAACUGUCACAAUUUACCUUAAAAGUUGAAUUGCAUGCUGUUAAAAAUGUUCUAUCCUAUUCUGACUUUACAGUAAUUUUAGUCUUUAAAGACGUCACAUUAUCAACAAAGAAAGAGAUUGUCAACUUUUCAAAUUGUGCACAUUUGGAGCACAAUACAUUGGACUUAAUAUAUGGCUGUCUGAUCCUUGCGUCAUACCCUGGCUCUAUAGAGUGCAUCCUGAAUGCCUACUGCUCAGCUGCCCCUCCUACAGCAAAGCUGGUGGUGAUUGGAUCACCUCUGGAGGGCAGUGAUGUUAGCACACUGUUCAGAAGCCCUUCGUCCUGGCUGGUUCCAAAGUACGCUCUCUCAAGUGCCACACUGCCAGUCUGGCCAAUCACAGCAGUCCCUAUCAGCUGGUCAUACUGUUCAACUGAACUUCGAAUAAAAGCACAAGUACUGCGACAAGUUUAAAAUAAUUGUCUUUCCAUUUAAUGGCUGCAAGUAAAGCUUAAAUUGAUCAUACCCAAAAACAUUACCUUUCAAAAAAGGAGUUGAUGUUUUAGCACUAUUAAAGAGACAUCUUAGCUUAGCACUUAUCGUCUGCAAGUCUUUUCCUCCGGACUAUCUUAAGUUCAUAGGAGUGCCUUUGCCUUAAAGUGACCGAAGUAUUGAUAUUGUUUUAAGGAUUGCUCAUAACUGAAUGCAGUAAGCUGGCCGAGUCUCUUGGUCUGAAGUCUUGCGCCCAUCCCAUCGUCAUUCUCAUGAGACUUUUCAUCACUGAUCUCCAAGUCUUGUGCAGGCACCACAUGGAAACAAGCAAUAAUUUUGAUUUGUCUCCCACAUGCUGUGUCCUCAACACAGCUGUUGACGUCUGUAGCAAUGUUGUUUUGUCUGGAAAUGCUCCACUGCUGUUGAACAAAAGGGGUCCAGUUCUGUGACUGCCUGCAAUCCUGGGCUGGCUCCUCCAGAGGUGAUGCCAAUACAGACUUGUAGGCCACAGAUCUGUAGGAGGUACACAAUCAAAAGUCCAUAUGCAGAUAGUCGGUAUGGCCCUCAUUAACAAUGAUGCAGGCUUGAGUGUCUGGUAGAGGCACUAGUGAAAGGGAUUUCAUCAACAGUAUGUGAGUCUCCCAGAGGGAUUUCAGUUUGAUAUUAUUACUAACAUGUCAACUUGUGCUAUCAUGAUGUCAACUGUUCCCAGCUAAUACCCUGUUAGUACAGGCGACAAUAGCGAUAGCUGACAGGCAGUGCUUUUUGACUUGGAGUUACAUUUCUGUGGAUUUUAUUUUAUUUUUCCAUUUCUCAUUUGAUGCUAAUGCAAGAUUUGAACACGAGUUCUCUCACUUUUUCUCCCCAAAUCAUGUUCUGCUGUCAGCCAUUUUGGAACAUUGCAUGUAUUUGAUUUUUAUCCCUAUUAAUUCAUAGAUCAAUGUGUUUUGGAUUAUUUUUUAAUCGUAAUCAUUUAAAGGGGGGGUUGUGCACUCUGAGCUAAUGGAAGUCAUUCUGGUUGUAGUAGAAACCAAAGUGGUGGAAUUAGUUUUUAACUUUUCCCUAUUUUCAAACCGUCUGAACGUCAUUGCUUCUUGUUAACGUGUAUCACACCUCUUUUUUCUCAUGCUAUAGGUUAGGUUCACAUGACAUUGCUUUGUCAGACUCCUCCUUCUUGAACAAGGGAUUGCACCCUUAGUAUUCAAGGACACGAUUCUCCUUGAGGCCACGGUCAUGGAAAUAAUGCUGACUAGAACGGCACAGAACAUAGACAAGGACCGAUAUCACACACCAAUACAUGAGCAAUACAAUUGAAAGAGGACCAAAUCAGGCUUGACUACCUUUCUGAGUUAUUAUCUAGCACAUGUUCAUAUAGACGUCAUAAAGAACAGGCUAUGUUUAUCAGUCGCAGUUAAUACAGUGCUUAUGUUGUAGGCACUGGGUGUCCAAGAACUAGAGGUCGGUCCUCUUUUUUCUGCUCCUGUUCAUCUGUAUACUUCUGCAAUUGACAGGGAAAGGUUUUCUUAAAGUGUUGGUUAGAUUUGUAGACACAGAGUUGUCUGUAGCUUUCUGAAUGAACGGGUAAGAUUCUGAGUAUCAUAAAGAAUUAGGGGACUGGAUUUCACAGUGGAACCCUGGAGGAAGCACCCAAAGCAACACUGGUUUAUACAAAGGGCAUUUUGCAUGUGUUUGUUCAGUUUCUUUGUGCUACAGUUCCCUUCUGUGUUUUCAUAUUCUUUUUCUGUUGUUAAGAAAAAUAUAGGUUGUUGCAGAAACCAUAUGAUUUUUUUGGAUGAAUUUCAGGAAUUUGCCCUUUGCAAAUAUUUUUCUAUAGAACUAAAGUAGAUUGCUAUCAAUAUUAUAUACACUGUCAUAUAAAGUUGUACAGAUAUAUAUCCUUAUAGCAAGUUGUUAAGAAUUACUAUGGGUUUGUUUUUUGUUAUUACUGUCAAAGUAUUGGUAGUUCUCUCUCUGUAGGGUUGAUGUGUCCAUAGCUUAGUUUUUUCCCCCCAUGUCAGGACUACGAAAACCUCACACUGUAAGAUUGACUUCAAGGAUCGUUGCAUACGUAUUAGCGUUAGCCAGCGCUAAUCUCAUGGUGUUUGUGUAUCAUGGAUUCACAUUUCUCUUAUGACCCUCCAAUUAUUUCAUAACCUUAUGUUAUUUGUGAGACAAACGUUAACCCAGUAAACAUGAAGACCAAUGCCUUGAUUCUCAUUGAAGCAUAUGCAUUACAGAACCAUAUGCCAUUGCACAUCACUAGCCCCAAUGUAUACUUGCUUUUAUUUAUAGUAUAUACACUCCUUAGGCUUUGUUAGAUUCUCCUUAUUCAAUGUCAACAGACACUGGUAGUGACAAAAGGUUUUUGACGAUGUUUGCUAAAAGUGUGAUGAAAUCUGGAAUUAUUUGCUUUUGAUUUGCCUUCCCGUUUUAUUUGAUUUGAACAUUAAUGCAUUUAUUUUUUGCUCUCAUCUUUUUGCUUGUGUUAAGUCUCAGAAGUCAGCCAGGGACAGUAGUCUUGUGAUUGUGAGAAGAGUCAGAAGUCGCCAUGUUAAUAGAGUUGUGAUGCCAGUGACAUUGGAAAUGGAGACUAAAAUAGUGGUCAACAAUGGCGGCAUUAAUAAUGUCAUAUUCAAUCUGAAUUUGGAUUAUCUAAGUGCGGUCACACAUUACUUUAUGCAUUACUGAUUGACUGCUGAUUGACAUUUUGCAUCCAACGCAGUGGUGGUUGGCAUAUAAGUUACGAUGAAAAACUAUUUAAUAAAUGUUGACAUCGAUUAACGGUUGGUUGUGUUACAGUAGUUUUGGGCCUUUGGACAACUAAAUUUGCUCCCUUUAGAGUGACAUCCAAUAUUGUGUUUUUUGAAAGCUGUGUUUUUAGAGCUUUAGUGAAGGAAGCAUGAUAGAACUACAUCACCCACAGUCCUUUGCUGCUACCUUGUUUGCUUUCUAUUCAUAUGAGAGGAUGUUGUGGUGGCGGAGUCACAUACUUGUAUAAGCUGAGUGUCUAUGGAGUCCCCUCCCUCAGUUCAGCUCUAUGUCUCCAUACUCACAUUGACAUACUCCCAAGGCCUCAACAGACUGUAUGAAUUUGCAACUGGACAAAUCCCUGCUAAACUGCUGAAGUCAUCAAGUUUGUUUGUGUCCAGUUCACCUUUGUUUGGCCAUGUGCUAUAUCUAAGUCUAAGAUCGUUGUUUUCAUGUUGUCGUAUAAAAUCGAUUCUCAUUGACUAAAGCCUUGUUCACAUUGGAAGUUGACUCAAAGCACAUUUUUUUGCAUAUCUGAUUCGAAUGUGGUCUUUUUCCUGCAGUCUCAACAGCCAAAAAGCACAUGGAAUCAAAUAUUUCAAUCCACAUUUCAAACCACCUUUGAAGUCUGAUACAAAUAUGAUUCCUGGCCAUGCAGCUUGUGUCUGAACAGUCAAAUCUGAUUUAUUUGCCCUCAAAUGGUUUUUAAGACUGUUAUUUGGCAUAUCUUGUUGCUUGCUAGCUACUCUGUUUCCAGUUUGACAAGAACAUAUGGUAGCGAAAUAGUUUGUUCAUUGUUAGUGAAUGUGCUAGAAAGCUAAACAGCUACCUAGCUAAGUGACUAAAAGUUGGAUCAUCUUAUCCUUUGAGGCUUUAUAAUUGUUCUUACACAAUGAUUUUGAACAUUCAAAGCAACUUGAAGGUUGUCACCUUAGCUUGCUACAUUACUUCUGAGUGAUAGGAAGCAGGAGCACCGCCACCAAUCAGCCUACACCACAGUGCACGCCUGUCAUUACUAGUGUAGCCAUGUCAGCAAAUGACUGCUGUCUGAAUACACAUUUCCAAUUUGGUCACUUGUUACUUGCUGUUUGGACAGUCAGUAUUCCAAAACGGAUUUGAAAAACAAAACUGAUUUGUGCUUCAAGGCCUGCAGUCUGAACAAGGCUUAAUUGUGUUAAGAACAAAGCUAGCUAUACUCGCCAAUGGUUUUGGCUCCUCCCCUUUACUACUACCCUACCAGGUUUAUAAGCAACCUUCCUUAGAGGUCUAUUUUUCAGCUGAUGAUUUUGAAACUAGGACACUACUUUUAUCAAGCAUGGAAAGAAGUCUGAGUGUAUGUGUUAGUGGUUGGAUGGUGUCAAUUUGGCCGACUCUCAAACUUCAAAGUGCCAGAGGUCUCCAACUUUCUGAUGUUUGGUCAGGCAGCCAUCUCACUAUCAGUUUACGUACUGUAAUGUCAAGUUGCUGUCUCAGUAGACUUUCAAUUCCGUGUAUAUACUAUCUGAUUACACAUAGGUCACGUUGUUGGUCAAAUGUCGUUCAGUUACAGAACUUGAGAAUGCCUGUUUCAAAAGACACUGUAGAUUUUCUGAAAUAAUUGAGACUAACAUGUUUUAGCCUGUUUGUUUGCUUUUGCUUUGUAAAUGGGUGAAAGAAAAUCAAGAUUUUAUACCAAAUAUUGUUUGAUUCUUUUUCCACUGCUAAGGAGACCUUUUAGUACCUUGAAUGAAAGGUUUAUUGCUUAGCUCUUGUUUUGGCAAAUGUGAGUGUGAUUGGAGAUGUAUAGAUAUCGCUUCCAUAGAAAUAGAUUUUUGCAAUUUAAUUUCUUAUGAAGGUUAUGUGAUUUGUUUUUUUAAACCAAACUUCACAUUGAAGUUAGUUACCAUAAUGUUACAAAAUAAAAAAAAUCCCUUCAACCAAAAAAGUGUAAUUCUCAACGAAGAGUUGGUACUUCCAACUGAAGAGUUUCAGCGCAAUUCACUUUUCCUCCAACACUUCACUUAUGAAUUAUAGCUUGACGUGGGGCAAAACAUUUUGGCAUUCAUAUGACAUGGCGUGUGUGUGUGUGGAGUGUUGAGCGGCUCCUAUGCAGUUAAGGGAGGCAGUUUCCUUAUUCCUUUUAGUUUGUGUCCUCUCUUUUUUUACUGACUGCUUUUGAAGUGAGGAACCCUCCCACCAUCUCAGCUGGUCUAAUUGUGUCUCUCAAAGCUCAGGUGGAAACUACUUUUAGCAGAGUUCUUGUGUCACUGUCACUGGCAAAAACAGUGCUCCCCCCCCUUCAUCUUCAGUCCAGAGAGAGGUGUAGUUAGUUGCUGUCAGCUGAUUUAUUUUUCUAUGAAGCAAUUCUAGGCCUCAUGAUCGGCAAUGAAAGGUUGACUCCACCUUCACAGGAAAAAAAGAAACUUCUUCCAGUUUCAGUUUGUUCUCUCGUUUGGUUCCUUUUUAUUUGGUCAUUUAAGUCAUGUAGUCUGUUCCCAGCACUGUAAGACAGUCCCUAUACAAUAUGGAGAAGCAAUAUCACUGUAUGAAACUCACAAUGUAUUAUUGUUAUUAUUAUUGUUAUUAUUAUUAUUAUUCACUAGCACCCUAGGUGUGAUAAUUGAAGUAAAUAUCUUUUAUACAAACACAAA